CCUGCGCGGAGCGCUCGGUGCUGUCUCAAGUGGCGGGGAUGCUGCGUGCCGGGCUGGGUAGAAGAAGCCGGUGUUGCGGAGGGCUCUGGAGGAGCCCCGCAGCUGCCGGCGGCAGCGCCAGAGCCCUGAGCGCUGCCUCCGCCUCCCCCUCCUCAGGCAGGGGCGGCGGGGCGCGGAGCGGAGGCGCUCCCCCGGCAGGUGCUAGUAAUGUAAAGCCAUUGGAUGGUGUGAAAAUUCUUGAUUUAACAAGGGUUCUUGCAGGGCCAUUUGCCACAAUGAAUUUGGGAGAUCUAGGGGCUGAAGUUAUCAAAGUGGAAAGACCAGGAGCUGGUGAUGACACAAGAGCCUGGGGUCCACCUUUUGCUGGGACAGAAAGUGUUUAUUUUCUCAGUGUCAAUAGAAAUAAAAAGAGUAUAGCUAUCAACAUGAAGGAUUCAAAAGGAGUAAAGCUCGUCAAAGAGCUUGCAGCAGCAUCUGAUGUUUUUGUGGAAAACUUUGUCCCUGGGAAGCUGGCUGAAAUGGGUCUAGGUUAUGAAGACAUUAAAAAGAUUGCUCCUCAUAUAGUGUACUGUUCAAUAACAGGUUAUGGUCAGACUGGUCCAGUCGUUCAGAGAGGUGGAUAUGACUCCAUUGCAGCUGCUGUUUCUGGUCUCAUGCAUAUCACAGGGCAUGAGGAUGGUGAGCCAGUUAGACCAGGAGUAGCAAUGACAGACCUUGCUACUGGGUUGUACACAUAUGGAGCAAUUAUGGCUGGUUUACUUCAGAGGUAUAAGACGGGAAAAGGACUACACAUUGACUGCAAUCUCUUGUCAACUCAGGUUGCAUGUCUCACUCAUGUAGCAGCUAAUUACCUUAAUUGCAAAAUUGAAGCAAAACGCUGGGGUACUGCUCAUGGGAGUAUUGUUCCAUAUCAGGCGUUUAAGACCAAGGAUGGCUACAUCGUGGUGGGAGCUGGAAAUGAUCAUCAGUUUGUCACUGUGUGCAAGAUCCUGAAUUUGCCUGAAGUUAGUAAAGAUUCCAGAUACAAAACUAAUACACUCAGAGUCCAGAACAGAAAAGAGCUCAUUGACAUAUUGUCAACCCGGUUUUCAGAAAAAGCGACGACUGAAUGGUUGCAGCUCUUUGAAGGGCGUGGGGUUCCAUACGGCCCAAUCAACAACAUGCAGCAAGUGUUCUCGGAUCCUCAGGUACUGCACAAUGGACUUGUGAUGGAAAUGAAUCAUCCAACAGCUGGGAGAAUAGCUGUUCCAGGACCAGGUGUCAGAUACAGUGAAUUUGCUGUGUCACAUCCAAAACCACCUCCACUUGUUGGACAACACACAGUGGAGAUACUGAAGAGCAUGCUGGGGUAUGAGGAUGAUGCUAUAGAAGAACUGCUUCGCACUGGUGCUGUGGCUCAGCAUGAGGUCAGAUAAGGAACAUUAGCUACAUUCCUUCACACUGAGUUCACAUUACUUUGUCCUCUUUUUGCUCCCUUCAGUUUCCCUAAUGGGACUCAAAGAGAAGACAUAAUUUAAUUCCUAAUUUUCUUCCACGUGUGUUUGCAUGAUUUUAACACUGAUGUAUCAAAUAAACAAUCUCAUGCUGUCUGAGUGAAAGAUUUUCUUGGGGGGGUUGGGAAUAAAUGUAAUUAUACAGUC
This is a messenger RNA of Corvus hawaiiensis (hawaiian crow), 1640 nucleotides long. RefSeq names its product succinyl-CoA:glutarate-CoA transferase (gene SUGCT). The coding region runs from base 39 to 1415 and encodes 458 amino acids. The transcript has 14 exons. Lineage: Eukaryota; Metazoa; Chordata; Aves; Passeriformes; Corvidae. Gene Ontology annotation, molecular function: catalytic activity. The record is from RefSeq and is a predicted model, not a curated record.